Molecule: messenger RNA, 2696 nt
Organism: Bombina bombina (fire-bellied toad)
Lineage: Eukaryota; Metazoa; Chordata; Amphibia; Anura; Bombinatoridae
Product: zinc finger protein 239
Exons: 4
Coding region: 143-1288 (381 amino acids)
Biological process (GO): regulation of transcription by RNA polymerase II
Cellular component (GO): transcription regulator complex; PcG protein complex
Molecular function (GO): RNA polymerase II cis-regulatory region sequence-specific DNA binding; DNA-binding transcription factor activity, RNA polymerase II-specific
Source: RefSeq, a predicted model, not a curated record
UUUCCUGGAUUGAGUAGCAUAGCGGCCCGCUAGUUACCCAGCACAUGUCCUAGCGGUGCGGCCGCUGGGGGAUCGCAGGCCCCGGAGUAUAGCAACCGGUGCAUUCCCCGGGAGCGAGCUGUGUUCAUACUAGAGAUAGCUGAUGAUGACUUCGAGAAGGAUGAAUCCAAUUAAAAUGGCUGCUAAAACAUUUUGGAGACCUGAUGAAGACUCCUCUGACUCUGAUAUGCCUGGGCCAGGACCAAACCAUUUUCAGUAUACAGCUAAUAUUAAAAAAGAAGAAGAAUAUUAUACAGAACAGAAUUUUAAUGGAAACUACAAUACAGAUGAUUAUGCCAUGGACAUAAAACCUCAAUUUAGCGCUCAGGGAAUAAAGAUAGAAGAUACAAAUAGUGUAAACCACGACAGAAAACACCACAAGCCGCGACAGAGGCAAAGAAGUUCUUCAAGGGACUCCCCGGAGAAGUCAAUUACAACAGAAAGGAGUACCAUAGAUUCAGCAGGGAACCUCACUGUGAUGACGGAGACUUUGUAUAAAUGCAAUAAGUGUGACAAAACCUUCUUCACCCGCUCAGGCUAUAGAAAGCAUCAAAGAAAUCACUCAGAAGAGAAUAAUCACACCUGCAGUGAGUGUCGGAUGGAAUUUACUGAUCUGACAAGUUAUAAUUUGCACAAGGAUAUCCAUGCAGCAGGUAGGCCCUGGGCUUGUACUGUCUGCGACAAACGCUUUAAGCUUCAGUCGCAUCUUGUGCGGCACACAAAAACACACACUGGAGAGAAACCUUACGCCUGCAAUACCUGUGGCAAAAACUUUAAUCGCAGUUCCAACCUUGCCACACACAUGAGAACCCACACUGGAGAAAAACCCUACGAAUGCGAAGAAUGUGACCAAUCUUUUACCCAUAAUUCUCAGCUGGCUUUGCACCAGACAGCGCACACAGGAGAGAAGCUCUUCACAUGCACAGAAUGUGGAAAAGGCUUUGGAAGAAGCUCUCACCUUGUAUCACACUGGAGAACACACACAGGAGAGAAACCAUAUUCUUGUUCAGAUUGCGGCAAAUCCUUUAGUAGCAGCUCUAAUCUGAACUUGCAUCAAAGAAUUCACACAGGAGAUAAACCUUAUUCUUGUGUGUUGUGUGGGAUGAGGUUCAGCAGCAGGUCUAGUUGUGCCAGACAUGAGAAACGGCACACAAACACAACAAGGAAAUCUGUCUUCUGCAAUGUGUGUGGUCAAGUCUUUAGCACUGUCGCAGCUUAUACAAGCCACUCCUGUGUGUUAGUAAGUUAAAUAUUAAGGACUGUGCACUAUUAACCAAAACAAAGAACAUACAGUUGAUUUGUUUUCUUUUUUAUUACAAAUAUUUUAGAAUAAAUUCUGAUGAGACAAAUUGAUUUUCAUUCUAUAACCUUAGAUUAACAAUGGUAAGUAAUACUAUGUACCAGUUUGUCAGCUCUUCCAACCCGACGUAUACGUGAAAUUCAUCUUUAGGUAAUCCUUUGUCACAAGCUAUAAUUAUUUAAAUCUUAGCUUGUUAUGCUUAAAUUACCUUUUUGGGAAAUUCCUUAUAAUUGAGUUAAGAUGUUCAGAUAGUUCAAACGGUUAAUUCCAAAUGUAGAUAACAUCUGUAUUGGUGUUUAAUUUCAAAGACUUGGAAGGAAAUUGUAAUCUGAGUUGCAAUGCACAAGGUGCAUUUUAGUUUUCAACAGAAACUGCCAGCUGGGGGCAGUGUAAUACUUUGCAAUAUUAUAACAUUUUCUGAUAUUUAUAAAUGUUACUUAAGAUAUCCAAAGCACAAAUUAAGUGCAUACAUUUACAUAUAAAUUGAUUUAAUGAUGAUUUGUGCGGCAAAUAUUAAGAAAAAAAAAUUGCUUUUAUGCUUCAGAUAGCUCAUACAAUUUUAAAUAACUUUCUAGUUUACUUCUAUUAUCUAAUUUGUUUCAUACUUUUGGUAUCCUUUGUUGAAGGGGCAGCAAUCAGCAGCUUCUGAGCCUAUCUAAGUAUACUUUUAAACAAAGGAUGCAAAGACAAUAAACAAAGUAAGAUAAUAGAAAUAUUAUUUAAAAUGGAAGUUUCUAUCUGAAUUAUGAAAGAAAUAAAUUGGGUUUUAUGUCCCUUUUUAAUAUUGGCUAAAAAAAUUUAGCCAGGUGGUAUGUACAUUAAACAGGUCCUGGGGAGAGCACUAGGAUAUGCACAUAUGUCCUGUGCAUCUAUAUUCAAACUUUGCUCCUACCCAGGUAGCCUGCAUAAUGUAUUAUGUUGUGGAAGUUAAGUCUCUGACUCGAUACACACCACUCGUACCUCUCUCAGCAGGUGUGGUGUAUGCAAAGGGAAUAUGUACGUAUGCUGUGUGUAUGUAUAUGUGUGUGUGUAUAUAUAUAUAUAUAUAUAUAUAUAUAUGCACCCAGUAAAAUAAAGGAAGCUUACUAACAGAAUUUUCAUUUUUACAAGGGCAUUGCACAAAUUCUUCCAUUCAAAAUCUUAAAUGCACUUAAGUUUUGAUUACAACUCCGUUUCAAGUUAAAUAGGAAACCUUUUCUUUGGAAAGAGAUGUUUUUAUUUGUUUCCAAAAAAAUAAAUGAACGGUUUCUUUAACCUACUUUAAUUGCAUUUAAUUAAUUCUGUGAUAUGUUGCUUGUAGUCUGCAUCUGAUCUGUAUUCAUAAUGAAUUACCAAUAAAGUUUUUCUGUUCACAGCA